AUGGCCCCACGGUCACUACUGGGCAAGCAGGCAGCAACCAACGGCCACGUCAACCAGAAGCUCGUCUACUCGGCGACGAACGGCAGCUCGAACAAGGAGAACGGGCACGGCAAGCUCACCGAGCGUCCAAAUGGGCUAUUCCAGCAGAAGCGGCCGCUUGAGCAUAAACCAGAAGGCCCUUCAAACCAGCGACGGCGCCUGCUGUCCGAGCGUGGCGAGGAAGCCCAAAAGCAUCCCAUCCUGGACCGCGCCGUGAUUAGCCACUGGAAGUGGACGAGCCAGAAUAGAAUUGGCCGCUUCCCGCGCGGUGCCGGUCUCGUCAACCAUCGCAACGACUGCUUCAUGAAUUCCUGCCUGCAGAUUGUUGUCCACACGGCGCCGCUGGCCCGCUUCGUCCACGACCACGUCGCAAUCUUUCAAACUGGAUGCCCAAGCCCGUGCCUGCUUUGCAUGUUGAAGCGCCAGGUCACCGAGUCUUUCAACUCGUCGCACGCCAUCCGCAAUCAGAUGAUGAACGCUUCUAGAUGGGUCUGCCGGCGUUGUCAGCACGAGUCGAACGGGUACGAGCGGAUGCGGGUGCUGGAGCUAGGAAUGGAUAAGUGGAAACAAACGAGCGUCAAGGAGUUGAUUGCCCGUUUCUUCCGCACCGAGCAGCUGAACGACUACAAAUGUGAAAAGUGUGCUUUCCGCGGCGCCUACUCCAGAACUGCUCAACUGCUACGACCACCGGCCGUGCUCGUCCUCCUCAUCCAGCGCUUCUCCGUCCUGCGCAAGGUCCACGAGCGCGUCUUCAUGGAUCACGAGCUCGAUCUCGAGAGCCAGCUCGUCGACUGGGGCCAAGAUCGUGACAUCCACGGGCCGGCGCGCUAUCGGCUGCGCGGCAUCAUCGAGCACCAUGGUUGCACGAUCGGCAGCGGACACUACCAGGCCUACCACACCGACGUGACCGGGCAGCAAUGGUUCAGCUUCGACGACGAGAUUGUUGGGCGCGCAAGCGAGGCCGACAUCCAGAUCCUGAAAAAGUCGAUGGCGAGACCGUUGGCCGUUCCCGGGCAGCGGAAAAACGGCCAGAUGAUCAACUUCAACCCCAAACCUUAUGUCCCAGAAGUAGCUGAAAAAAAUCGCGAAAUUCCAGAGAUACCGAGGCUGUGCGGCGGCUCCCAGCUGGACACGGAGAAGCACAGCUACAUCGUGGCCGGGUCCCUGGGCUGCGGCAGCUUCGGCGAGGUGUGGCUGGUACGCGACCGGAAAUCGCAAGAGCUCGUCGCCAUGAAGGUCGAGCAUAUGGGGAGGACCGGGAAUGCGAUGCGGCUGCACAACGAGGUGCAAAUUCUGCAGGACUGCAACAAGCAACCCGCCGCCCGCCGGAAGCACUUUCUCAGGUUCAUCGACCUCGGCCGCUCGAACAAGCUGUUCCGGCGGUUUCUGGUGAUGGAGCUCGCCUCGCUCUCGCUGGCCAAGAUCCGCAUGCUGGGGCUCAGCGCCACCGCCGACAAGUUCAGCCCGUCCACCGCUCUGCAGGUCGCCAAGCAGCUGUUGCAAGGGAUUUGGGACCUGCACGACGUCGGCUACAUCCACCGCGACCUGAAGCUGGAAAAUGCGGCCGUCGGGUUCGGAGACCGCGAGAAGAUCGUCUACCUGCUCGAUUUUGGCAUUGGACGGCGGUGGUGCGAGAAGGAGAAAGGACCCGACGGGAAGCACAUCCACCGACGCGAGCGCAAAUACGCAAAGCAGAUCGGCACGAGGAGAUAUCUGUCGCGCAACUGCCUUCAAGAUAAGGACCAGUCACGACGCGACGAUGUUGAGAUCUGGCUCUACGUGUUUCUCGAUUUGUACCGAGGUCUUACUGGGCGGGUCGAGCCGGGGCUGGCCGGGUGGAAGGUAGAGAUGUUCAGCAGCGAUCCUGAAGGGUGGCCGUACGGAUUCCCGAAAGAAUUUCACCUGAUAUGCGUGUGGAUCGACGCGCUGCAGUACGCCGAUCAGCCGCCAUAUCAGAGGAUUAUGGACCACGUGGAUCAUGUGGCGGCCGUCUACAAGCUGGACAUGAACGAGAAGCUCGACUGGGAGGGCAAGAUCACCGACGAGCAUCGCUACGGAGCCAUCAAGAAGACCGUCGAAGAGGAGGCGGAGCGGCGGCGAAAGGCUGAGGAGGAGAAGGGCCUCAUCGAGGAGGAGAAGCGCCGCAGCGAGGAGGAGAAGCGCCGCAUCCAGGAGGAGAACAAACGCGUCAACGACAGCGAGCCCACCGAGCCCGAUGAGCUGGAGAAAAGGAGAAAAGAUCGGCUCAAGGACGAAUUCGGC
Molecule: messenger RNA, 2301 nt
Organism: Mesorhabditis spiculigera
Lineage: Eukaryota; Metazoa; Nematoda; Chromadorea; Rhabditida; Rhabditidae
Source: the annotation of a GenBank genome assembly